AUGGAGGAGGAACAGGCCGGCCGCCGCGCGACAAGGAGGACGUCUAAACAGAUCGAUAGGGAGAGUGGUGGCGGCGCUAAAAAAACUAAUGCGUCCGUCGCGCGCGGCAUUGGGCGGAAAAAAGUGGCGGCAAAAAAGGUUGAGCGCGGUCAAGAGAAGUCCGGCAAGAAAGCGGAAGACAAGGGGAAGCAACCAACGCCACGCAAGCGUCUUUCUACAGUGAACAAAGAUGCGGAUGUUGCCUCUGCUAGAACCGAGCCCGUCCCGUCGGCGGAGAUAGAGGGAUCGGCGACAGGGGGAAACCACGGAGGCGAUCCCCACGCCGAGCAUGCCGCAACCAAGGAGUCCGAGGCGGCGGCAUCGCAACAGCAUCUGACGCUGCUCCAGCCGACCGUGGUCGAAGUUUCUGCAGCUGUGCUGGAUAAGGACAAGGUGGGGGAACACGAGUCGAUGGAGGAUCCUAACCACAGCAUCGCCGACGUCGGUGGCUCUCCUCCUUCUGGUGGAUGGGGGAGGCAUAGGCAGAGGAAGAGCGAUGGGGAGGACGAUUAUGACACCGCCGUGCCCGGGGACCUCACCACGCGGGCAAAGAGGCGGCAGACGACAGGCAGUGCUGACGACGCCGGAGGCGCGGAAGUUGGGACAACGCGAGGCGCCAAGGAAGCUAGUGGCAAGGCGGGCAGUCAAGCAUUGCGCCAGAAGGGCCGACCCGCAGCAAGAAAAACAUCCGGCGGAAGGAGAGGCAAGAAAGCAGCGACGGGGACGAGGCCGAAACGGGGCAAUGAAGACUCUGGUGAUGCGGAGGAGGAGGAGGAUGAGGAGGAGGAUGCGGAGGAAGAGGAGGAUGAAGAGGAUGCGGAGGAGGAUGAUGCGGAUGUUGGGGAGGAUGAAAAAGAUGAGAAUGAUGGCGGGGAGGACGAAGAGGAGGAGGAGGAGGAGGAGGAGGAGGAGGAGGAGGAGGAGGAGGAGGCAGAGGAGGAGGAGGAGGAGGAGGAGGAGGAGGAGGAGGAGGAGGAGGAGGAGGAGGAGGAGGAGGAGGAGGGGCAGGGUGACGACGAGGAGGAGGAUGAGGAGGAGUAG
This is a messenger RNA of Closterium sp. Naga37s-1, 1080 nucleotides long. The record is from the annotation of a GenBank genome assembly. Lineage: Eukaryota; Viridiplantae; Streptophyta; Zygnematophyceae; Desmidiales; Closteriaceae.